GAAAGAGAGGAAGAAGAGAGAAAGGAGAGAGAAAGAAGAGAGAAAGGCGCUUCUCGAGGGGAUUGAUAUUUUGACUUCACACUACACUACCACCUACGACACCCAAGUAUCUCCUCCAAGAUGCCUCCAAUCGACGAUGAACUCCACGAACGACUCAAAGCAGCUCUCUGGUUUUCCAUUGGAAAGAUCGUGGAAGAAGAAGCUGUGCGACUUAAUUCCAAUGCGACGAACCAAUUCAUAGGAGCAUUGACUGAGAUGGUAUGGCAUCAGAUAGAGAACGUAACAAUGGAUCUCGAAAGCUUCUCCCGGCAUGCUGGACGCUCAACCAUAACGACCGACGACGUGUUACUCGUCACCAGAAGGAAUGAUGCCUUGCACGACAUAAUCAAGGAUUUCAUCGAUCACGAGAAGGCGAAAUCUACGAAGGAAAAGGGAAAAGGUCGUGCAAAGAACGCAUAACGAGUCGUUUUCCAACUUUUAUUCAGAUAUACCAAGAUACCCAGGACGGCGGCGUUAGGAGUUGCAGUUAUUAUCCCAUCGCAGAAGAGUUGGCAAUCAGCAUUAUUUGCAUAACUAUCCUGCUCGACA
Molecule: messenger RNA, 588 nt
Organism: Botrytis cinerea B05.10
Lineage: Eukaryota; Fungi; Ascomycota; Leotiomycetes; Helotiales; Sclerotiniaceae
Gene: Bcmhf1
Product: Bcmhf1
Exons: 3
Coding region: 121-459 (112 amino acids)
Biological process (GO): resolution of meiotic recombination intermediates; replication fork processing
Cellular component (GO): FANCM-MHF complex; Fanconi anaemia nuclear complex
Molecular function (GO): chromatin binding; protein heterodimerization activity
Source: RefSeq, a predicted model, not a curated record